UCCCGAGAUUGCGAAUUUCCCAAUAGAUUUGGUGUGGUCGAAGAUUAGGGUUAGGGUUUGGUGCGAGUGAGAAGAUGAUCGAGGUGGUGUUGAACGAUCGGUUGGGGAAGAAGGUGAGGGUGAAGUGCAACGACGACGACACUAUCGGUGACCUCAAGAAGCUGGUGGCUGCUCAGACCGGCACCAGAUCCGACAAGAUCAGGAUUCAGAAGUGGUACACCAUUUACAAGGACCACAUCACCCUCAAGGACUACGAGAUCCACGACGGCAUGGGCCUCGAGCUCUACUACAACUAGACCUCCUCCGUCAAUAAAAAUGCAUUGGGGAGCUAGGGGUCUCUGAUUCUGCCUAUGGAAUAUGUGUGAAUUAGAUCUCUUAAGAAACAAUGGAGCUUAGAAACUAUUCUUGUGCUCUCCAAUUUAUCUGUUAAUGGAUAAGCAUGUCUAUACUCUUUAAACAUACUGCUGACCUGAUAACACAUAUGUCUGUUACUGCUUAUUAGUUCUUGUUUGAUGCAUGCUCAUUACUGCUAAUUUGUGCUCUGCCCCCAUUAGAGGGAUAUUACCUUUU
Messenger RNA from Vitis riparia (riverbank grape), 570 nucleotides. Its product is annotated as ubiquitin-like protein 5. Bases 75 to 296 code for a protein of 73 amino acids. Gene Ontology annotation, biological process: protein modification process; mRNA splicing, via spliceosome. Gene Ontology annotation, molecular function: protein binding; protein tag activity. The transcript has 2 exons. Gene Ontology annotation, cellular component: cytoplasm; nucleus. Lineage: Eukaryota; Viridiplantae; Streptophyta; Magnoliopsida; Vitales; Vitaceae. The record is from RefSeq and is a predicted model, not a curated record.